AUAUAAAGUUAAAAUCCCCAAACCCUAGCACCAGAGCCGCACUCCUAAAACCUUCACCCCCUCCUUCCCGCAGAGCUCUAAACCCUAGCGCCAUGCGCCGCCCGCAGCGCCGCCGCGGUGCGGCGAAGCAGACCCGCCUCGAGGAGGCCGACGAGAUCCGUCUCCUCAACGAAUGGAUCGAAGCCGGCAAGCCCCUUCCGGGCACCAAGGCCCCGCCGCCCUCGAAAUCCGCCGGAGCGGGCCCGUCGCCUCCGGCUGUCGGGGAGCACCCGGGGUACAGCGCGUGCACGCUGUUUGACGAGUUGCCGCUGUCGCAGAUGACCAAGGAUGCGCUGCGGAAGGAGGGUUUCACGAAGAUGAGCGAGAUCCAGCGCGCCGCCCUGCCGCACGCUCUCUGCGGCCGGGACGUCCUCGGCGCGGCCAAGACCGGCUCCGGGAAGACCCUGGCCUUCGUCAUCCCGGUUAUAGAGAAGCUGUAUAGAGAGAGAUGGGGUCCAGAGGAUGGUGUGGGCUGCAUUAUUCUUUGCCCCACAAACGAUUUGGCUGGGCAAAUUUAUGCUGUGAUGAACAAGGUGGGGAAGUUGCAUGGCUUCAGUGCUGGUGUUAUUGUUGGUAAGCGCAAAGGUAUCGAGAUGGAGAAGGAACGUGUGAACAGCUUGAAUAUCUUAGUGUGCACACCUGGGCGGUUAGUCCAGCACUUCAAUGAAACUCCCAAUUUCGACUGCUCACAGCUCCAGAUAUUGGUGCUUGAUGAGGCAGAUCAAAUUCUUGAUCAUGGUUUCAAAAGUCAGGUUGAUGCUAUCAUUUCUCAGAUUCCCAAAGUUAGACAGACUUUACUGUUUUCUGCUACACAAACAAAAUCAGUUAAGGACCUUGCAAGGGUUAGCCUAAGGGAUCCUGAAUAUAUAAGUGUGCAUGAGGAAGCUAAAACAGCCACCCCGGAUACUCUUGAGCAGUAUGCCAUGAUUGUACCUCUAGAGCAGAAGCUAAAUAUGCUCUGGAGCUUCAUUAAAAGGCAUCUAAAUUCAAAGACGAUAGUCUUCUUAUCUAGUGUCAAACAGGUUAAAUUUGUUUUUGAAAUUUUUAAGAAACUUCGUCCUGGUAUUCCUUUGAAAUGUAUGCAUGGACGGAUGACACAUGUAGUACAGCAGGCCAUAGUUGCAGAUUUCAAUGAAUCUACUUCAGUUCUGUUCUCGACUGAUAUAACCUCCAGAGGACUGGAUAUACAGAAUGUGGAUUGGGUGGUACAGGUUGAUUGCCCAGAAAGCAUUGAUAAUUACAUCCAUAGAGUUGGCCGUACAGCUCGUUACAAUAAGAAAGGGAAAUCACUUAUGUUCCUUUGUCCUGAGGAAGAAGCAAUGCUUGAAAAAUUGAAGGCCACUGAAAGCAAAAUACCUAUACAUAUACGAAAGCCAAAAGCAGAACAGCUGGAGCAGAUAUCUCAGAAUAUAGCCUCGGUGCUGGUUAAAUUUCCCAAUCUGCAACAAUUGGGUAAAAGGGCUUUUGUUACAUAUCUUAAGUCAGUCUAUCUCCAGAAAGACAAAAAGGUGUUCGACCUGAGCAGGUUCUCUGCAGAGCAGUUUGCUGCAUAUGCUGCUUCACUUGGUCUGCCUGUUACCCCCACCAUUCGCUUCAUAAGCCACAAGAAGAAUGUGUCAAAGAAGGAUAUGGUGGAUCUUGAUAAGAAAAAGAUGACAUCCAGUUCCAAACCUGAAGUUAUCAUCAAUCCACAGGUCAACAGUGAUUUGAAUAAGGGUGAGGAAGAUGACGACAUCCUUUAUCCAAAGAAGAAGCCCACUGCAGAUGCUAAUAUGGAUGAUGGACUUGAUGAUGUCCUCUGUCCCAAGGAGCCUGGCACAGAUACAAAUACAGAACCAGAGAAAGUCAUCGAACUUGUAAAGCCCUUGAAAAAGAAGAAACUGAAGAUAAACGUGCACAGGCCAGUGGGAACAAGGGUCAAGUAUGAUGAUGAGGGCAACGCCAUCCCUCCUCUCGCAUCUGUAGCUGAAGAAGUGGCUUCAGAACCUAUAGUUCACAAGGAUAAAAUUUCCCAGCGGUAUUCUGAGAUGUUGAGAGAAAUGCGGGAGCAUGACAAAGAGGAUAAGCUUGAACAUAAGAAGAGUUUGCGGGAGAAGAAGCUGCAGAAGAAGCUUAAGCUUAAGCGCAAGAGGCAGGAGGAGACAGAAGUCGAGUCAGAGGAGGAUAGCGGCUCGGAGUCUGACAGAGGCCAAGAUGUAGUUAGAAAGGGCAAAAAGAGGUACUUCAAUAGCGACGAUGAAGGUGAUGACACUGUUAAGGAUGGUGAUGUCCUCGCUCAGCAGGAGGCCUUGGCCCUGAAGCUCCUGAGUAAAAUGCACAGUUAACUUGGGAGACUGAUGGGCGUAAGUUGCCGUGGUGGUGGUGGUUGUCUAGCCUAGUGAGCUCUCCAUUCCCGAGGGCGUGAAAUUUUGAUCAUGUAUUCGCUUUGUUUUCUUAAUAUGAGAUAUUAGCCUACUUAUCAGUCAUAUCCAGCUAUUAAGAGAAAAUCAAUGGUAACCUGCCUAGUUGUGAAAGAAAUAUGGAUCUAAAUAGUUUAAGCUACACUUCUCUUUUUGAAUUUAAAACAAUAGGAAAAAUGUCCGCUUCAAUCUAA
This is a messenger RNA of Panicum virgatum (switchgrass), 2632 nucleotides long. RefSeq names its product DEAD-box ATP-dependent RNA helicase 32-like. Gene Ontology annotation, molecular function: nucleic acid binding; ATP binding; RNA helicase activity. The record is from RefSeq and is a predicted model, not a curated record. Gene Ontology annotation, biological process: rRNA processing. The coding region runs from base 93 to 2363 and encodes 756 amino acids. Gene Ontology annotation, cellular component: nucleus. The transcript is spliced from 8 exons. NCBI's taxonomy places the organism in Eukaryota, Viridiplantae, Streptophyta, Magnoliopsida, Poales, Poaceae.